This is a messenger RNA of Daphnia pulicaria, 1982 nucleotides long. Its product is annotated as chloride channel CLIC-like protein 1. NCBI's taxonomy places the organism in Eukaryota, Metazoa, Arthropoda, Branchiopoda, Diplostraca, Daphniidae. The transcript has 5 exons. Gene Ontology annotation, molecular function: chloride channel activity. The record is from RefSeq and is a predicted model, not a curated record. Bases 194 to 1864 code for a protein of 556 amino acids. Gene Ontology annotation, cellular component: endoplasmic reticulum; membrane.
CUUCAAAAUGCGCGUUUUCCGAUGUGAUCGUUUGAAUGUACACGCAAAUAGCACUUGGAUUAACAAGUAUCAGUAUACUCUUUAUCAAGAAAGUGGUGCGAAGGGGUGCAGAAAAAGUAACCGACAAAUUGGACCUAGCUGAUGUGUUGCAGAAGACACGUGACCAGUGCACCCAAUCUUGAAAGAAAAAAAAAUGCAUUUUUUUCGAAUAACAAUAUCAGUUUUCGUGACUGUCCAGUUGUUUUUAUUAGUCUGUUGUGAUUUCGAAGAUGACGAUACAUAUCCGGAAUUUGAGUUUACCAACAUUGAUCGAUCUAAUUAUGUUGAUCCUCAUGAUAUGCUCAAUUACGAUAGACCCAAAAUCAAAGCCACUUCAAAGGAAACAGCUGAAUCAAGAACACAUUGUGAUGAAUGUACUGCCAUGGUGUGUAAACCAAGUGACCAAAACUUGGAUUCCCAAGAAGAAACUGAACUUCCAGCUUUGGUUGUAGGUUCUGAAAAUUCCACACAAUUAAACCAAGAGGGCCAGGAAGCAGUUAACUGUUCAAAAAACACAACAUUGAUUGAGUUACCUUUUCUUGGACGAUUUGUUAAAACUUUAACAGUAACACUACAAAUAAAGGAUAAGCUUAUGGAAGACAAUGAUGUUCUGUAUGUACCUCUGCUAGCAGUUGUAAGUAAAAGAACACAGUUUAUUCUAAAUGAAAUCAUAAAGGAAGGAGAAGGUAUCCAGCUCAAACACUUGGCUGAUUUGGAUGAAAUUCUUACCAAUCUUCUAAUACUAAAUGAAGAAAAACAAGAUUCACCAGAUCUUUUUUCUAUUAAAAGCAUUUUCAGCAGUGAUUUACUCCAGCCUAAGGAUUGGAUUAUGGUUAUGUUUGUCUUUAGCCUUUGGUUUGUGUUGUGGCUGACGUUUAAGGGCUAUUCGUAUUCAUAUAUCUUAUCUCGAUCGUUUCUGCCGUUCUUCACCGUAUGUUGGUUCUGGCACUGGCACUACAUGCAGCAGGUGGUUUCUGCUAAACGACAUUCAGACUUGUCAAAAAAUGUCGAUAUUCCUGUAGAAUGUAAUCUGGAAAAAUUAACAGCGUGGGAUACAAUGAGGCUAUAUAUAAGUAAAAAUGUUUUGAGAAAUCCUGAUCCGUGUGAAGAAUAUUACCGAGUUUUGAUGACCGACCCCAGCUAUGAAGUAAAUCCGUUUGUCGCGCUGAUUGACAUGCUUGUGAUUGGAGUAUUUCAACCUUUGGAAUACAUCGGAACUAAAAUUGGGAGCUUUUUCGAUGGACUUCUUACGUCAACAGGAUGGCUGUACAAAAUCCCAGUUUUAGUAGUCGUUCUUCUCAUAAUUCUCAUGAUUCUUCUAAUGUGUUUUAAUUAUGAAAUCCGUCUUCCAUUUGUCAAAUUGGCCCCCUCAGCCCCAUUGCCUUUACGGCCUACAGAAGCUACUAAAAGUGUGCAGCAGUCUAUAACAGGUUCUCAUAAUGUGCAACAGGUUCCAAGAUUGGCGCCUGAACAUCACCGAAUAGUAAGUCAUCCAGCACUAAAUGUGGCUAUGGGUGAUCCCAGGCAUCAGUACGUCUAUGAAGAACAAUCUGUUACAAUAAAGCGAACAUAUUCGCAAGUGCAACCUGUUGAACAACGUGCGCAAGAAUCAGUUGAGGAUUCUCCAGAAGACUCUACUGUUCCCUCCGGAACUAUAGAAGAGCUUGCCGGUAACACACUUCCCAUCCUGAAGGCGAAUGAUGUAAAUAAUCGAAAACUCCCCCAACCUGACGAAUUGGUGUCCGCAGAUUUGGCAGAAGGGUCUGAAAAAAUAUCUGAGGAUUUCACAUCAACUGAAACAACUUGUAAAGGUAUUGAUCCCUGAUUUCAUUAAAUCCGAAAACCAUACGUUCAAAACUGCUUGCCUUUGUAUCCGCUAUAAGCAACUUCCAAUCACAAAUUUUUAUAUUCAUGUAACUCAAUAAAUGCUUUUUACUCAAUAA